Molecule: messenger RNA, 1176 nt
Organism: Zasmidium cellare ATCC 36951
Lineage: Eukaryota; Fungi; Ascomycota; Dothideomycetes; Mycosphaerellales; Mycosphaerellaceae
Exons: 1
Coding region: 1-1176 (391 amino acids)
Molecular function (GO): 8-oxo-dGDP phosphatase activity
Source: RefSeq, a predicted model, not a curated record
AUGGCCUUCAAUCUCACCCGCCUCCGCGAAUUCCUCCCGAAAGACCUCCCCCGCCUCCCCUCCUGGCCCGCCCAAAACCCAGAAGACUACGACGACGACCGCCCCUCGACCGCCCAAACCGGCGACUCCGCCGACCCGGACGCAAUCGAGCACCAAGAACCCAUAACCAUGGAACUCGCGGAGCCCAUGCCCAUCAGCGCCGGCCCCAAAACCAACCUCGACCUCAUCGCCGAAUGCGAUAACUUCCCGUACUACCAAACCGAGCCGAAGCAGUUUUUCGCACACAUCAACACCUACUACGCGCUGUACGUGCGGGAUUAUCCGAAUAGCGAGCUGGGGUAUAUCCUGCCGAGUGUGGCGGAGGUGUUUCGCGGGCUGCCGGAUUGGAAGCUGGAUGACGGGGAGAGGAGUUUGACGUUGAUGUCCGGGGCGAGCGAGGAGGAGCGGACGAAGGUGGUCGCGGGGACGAUUAAGGCGAUGCAUGCGACGGGGCAUUUCAAGGUGUUGGCUAAGUGGAGGGAUGAGCUGUAUCCGGUCUAUGGGCCCAAGGGGGAGUUGUUGUUUAGUAUGGAGAGGUCGGGGAGUGCGUUGUUUGGGAUCGUUACGUAUGGGUGUCAUAUGACGGCUUAUGUGAAGAGCAAGGGAGAGAGUGGGGAUGAGGAGAUGAAGAUUUGGGUGCCGAGGAGAGCUGCUAGCAAGCAGACUUAUGGUGGGAUGCUGGAUAAUACAGUUGCUGGAGGUAUUGCGACUGGCGAGAGCCCGUUUGAGAGCUUGGUGCGGGAGUCUGCCGAAGAGGCUAGUCUACCAGAGGGACUGGUGCGGAAAGGAGCGAAGGCUGUCGGCACAGUCACAUACUUCCACAUCCGCGACCACAGAGCUGGAGGCGAGACGAGGUUACUGCAACCGGAGUGCCAGUUCGUGUACGAUUUGGAGGUGUCUGAAGAUGUCGUGCCGAAACCGUCGGACGACGAGGUCGAAGGAUUUGAGCUGAUGAGUGUUGAGAAGGUGAAGGAGGCGCUUCGAAACGGCGAGUUCAAGCCGAACUGUGCGGUGGUGCUGCUGGACUUCUUUGUUCGACAUGGUUUCCUGACCCCAGAGAGCGACGAGAACUACAUCGAGAUCGUGUCGCGACUGCACCGGCGGCUGGACUUUCCGGUGCAGAUAAGGACGCCAUGA